Molecule: messenger RNA, 696 nt
Organism: Miscanthus lutarioriparius
Lineage: Eukaryota; Viridiplantae; Streptophyta; Magnoliopsida; Poales; Poaceae
Source: the annotation of a GenBank genome assembly
AUGGAUUUCAAUUUCAUGGGCAGCAGCACCACCACCACCGAGCCCCCGGCGCCGGCAUCAUCGCCUUGGUCGUCGCUCGGGUCGUCGGGGCAGCAUCCGUCGCCGCCGAAGCGGCCGGCGGGGCGGACCAAGUUCCAGGAGACGCGGCACCCGGUGUUCCGCGGGGUGCGGCGGCGCGGCCGGGCGGGGCGGUGGGUGUGCGAGGUGCGCGUCCCCGGCAGCCGCGGGGACCGCCUCUGGGUGGGCACGUUCGACACCGCCGAGGCCGCCGCGCGCGCGCACGACGCCGCCAUGCUCGCGCUCUGCGGCGACGCCGCAUGCCUCAACUUCGCCGACUCCGCAUGGCUGCUCCACGUCCCGCGCCCCGCCGCCGCAGCGGGCCUGCCCAACGUCCAGCGCGCCGCCACCGAGGCCGUCGCCGGGUUCAUGCAGCGCCAGCGCGGUGGGGACGCGCCCACCACCGCCGCCUCAUCGCAGGCCAAUGCCGCUACGGCGGCGGCGGGCGCGGUGCCGCCGGCGAUGGACAGUGGCGGCGGCAGCUUGCUGGGCCUGGAUGUGUUCGGCGGCAUGGACGACGCCGGCUCCUACUACGCGAGCUUGGCGCAGGGGCUGCUCAUCGACCCGCCGCCGCCCGCCGUGGACUGCCCCGAGGAGGAUGAAGAUUGCGGCGCCGGCGAGAUGGAGCUGUGGAGCUAG